CGAAAAUUCAUCAACCCUACGCUCCUCCGACCGCCGCUGCGUUUCCCGCCGUCAUUUGCCGGCGUUAUAGAUAGACCAGAAAGUCUCUCUCUCUCUACCUCACAGCUCCACUGAUAUAAACGAUCCUUUAAGGUUCUUGAAGUUGUAUCUAAGCACAUUCACUUCAACGAAAUGUCUAUCACAUCAUCACUUACUUCAGCCACACUUUGCAGAAGCUUGGUUUCUCCUAAGGCUUUAGCUUGCAGCAAUGAGUUCCAAAGCAAUCAUCUCUCAUCUCCCAAGAAAAAUGCUACUUGGAAUCUGACCCGGAAGAUUACUCCGGUUCAAGGAAUCAGGUGUCAAGCUAUGCAAGUUGAGACAAAGGAACCCUUUACCGCUGGGAAGAAGUUUCAACUUAGUGAUGUGAUUGAAGGGCAACAGUUUGACAGGGAGAUGCUAAGUGCUAUAUUUGACGUUGCACGUGAAAUGGAGAAGAUAGAAAAAAGCUCUUCUCAAAGUGAGAUACUCAAGGGCUACCUAAUGGCUACUCUCUUUUACGAGCCUUCUACGCGUACCAGGCUCUCGUUUGAAUCUGCAAUGAAACGUUUGGGAGGGGAAGUCUUAACAACCGAGAACGCUAGAGAAUUUUCCUCUGCUGCUAAAGGGGAAACACUAGAAGACACUAUAAGAACAGUGGAGGGAUACUCAGAUAUAAUUGUGAUGCGACAUUUUGAAAGCGGUGCUGCUAAAAGAGCUGCAGCUACUGCCAAUAUACCUGUCAUAAAUGCAGGUGAUGGUCCUGGAGAGCAUCCCACUCAGGCUCUCUUGGAUGUCUACACAAUCCAAAGUGAAAUUGGAAAACUAGAUGGCAUCAGUGUAGCAUUAGUUGGAGAUCUUGCCAACGGAAGAACAGUCCGGUCGCUUGCAUACUUGCUUGCCAAAUUUAAAGACGUGAAGAUAUACUUUGUCUCACCUGAAAUCGUUAAGAUGAAGGAUGAUAUAAAAGACUAUUUGACAUCAAACGGGGUAGAAUGGGAAGAAAGUUCAGAUUUAAUGGAAGUAGCAUCAAAGUGUGACGUGGUUUAUCAAACACGAAUCCAGAGAGAGCGGUUUGGAGAAAGGCUUGACCUUUACGAAGCUGCUCGUGGGAAGUAUAUAGUAGACAAGGCAUUGUUAGGAGUGAUGCAGAAAGAUGCUGUUAUCAUGCAUCCUUUACCAAGAUUAGAUGAAAUCACUGCUGAUGUGGAUGCUGAUCCAAGAGCUGCUUACUUCAGACAAGCAAAGAACGGUUUGUUCAUUAGAAUGGCUCUUCUGAAGUUACUGCUUGUUGGUUGGUGAUGAACUGAAUCCCAAGACUGUGACAGAAGAGACAUAUCAAAUGCAAGGACUCGCAAUAAUAAAAACGUUUUUGUUUUGUUUGUGUAUGUAGCAAAAAAAAAAAAGGCUGUGAUCUUGUUGAUGUUACUCAAAAGAACAUAUAUGGUCAAAGCGUUGAUUUGUUGAUCUUUGAUUAUUACAUUAAAUCAAUUUCAUAUGA
Molecule: messenger RNA, 1516 nt
Organism: Eruca vesicaria subsp. sativa (arugula)
Lineage: Eukaryota; Viridiplantae; Streptophyta; Magnoliopsida; Brassicales; Brassicaceae
Source: the annotation of a GenBank genome assembly